Molecule: messenger RNA, 1347 nt
Organism: Phascolarctos cinereus (koala)
Lineage: Eukaryota; Metazoa; Chordata; Mammalia; Diprotodontia; Phascolarctidae
Gene: YDJC
Product: YdjC chitooligosaccharide deacetylase homolog
Biological process (GO): carbohydrate metabolic process
Molecular function (GO): deacetylase activity
Source: RefSeq, a predicted model, not a curated record
CCGGUACUCUGGCCGUCCGGUCGGCCCUGGCCAACCCAGUCCCUCCCGUCAGCCUGCCAUGAACGAGCCCCGCGUGCGGCUCAUCGUCACCGGAGAUGACUUCGGCUACUGUCCGCUGCGCGAUCAGGGCCUUGUGGAGGCCUUCCUGGCGGGGGCGCUGACCGGGGUCUCCCUCCUGGUCAAUGGCGCGUCUGCGGACACCGCGGCCCAGCUAGCCCGCAGGCAUGGCAUUCCGGCCGGCCUUCACGCCAACCUGAGCGAGGGGCGGCCCGUGAGCCCCAGCCUGGGCUCCAGGGCCUCCCUGAUCGGCCCCGGUGGCUUCUUCUUGGGCAAGAUGGGCUUCCGCAAGGCGCUGGCCGAGGGCCGGGUAAUGUUACCCGAGGUGCGGGAGGAACUACGCGCGCAGCUCAGCCGCUUCCAGGACCUGCUGGGCCAGGAGCCCACCCACGUGGACGGCCACCAGCACGUGCACGUGCUCCCAGGUGUGCGCCAGGUGUUUGCGGGGGUGCUGCGGGAGCACGGGGUCCGGUACACCCGGGUGCCGGUGGAGGCCGGCCUGCGCCGCUGCGACUGGCUGGAGCCCCAGCUUCGGACCUUCGCCUUGGCAGUGGAGGAGGAUGCCCAGGCCGCUAAGGAGGAAUUCAAGGAGCUAGGCCUUCGGUGGCCUGACGCAUUCAUAGGCUUAAGCACCAUGGGCAAGGACAUGUCUGUGAGCAGAAUUGAGGCUGCCAUUGAGCGGGCCGUGGAGAGCGUCCUGAGCCGGGAGGAGAUCUUGCAGGGAGGCCGAGCUGUCACCGUGGAGCUCAUGACCCACCCUGGGUACCCCAGUGUCUCACCUACCAGUGGCUGUGGGGAGGGGCCUGACGCCUUCUCCCAGUCCUGGGAGCGGCUGCAUGAGCUGCAAACCCUGCUGGACCCCGCCCUCCACAACUCCUACCGGCAGAGAAGCAUCAAACUGUGUGCCUUAGAGGACUUAUGAGGCUGGGGAGGAGGCCAUGCCCUCCAUCCAAGCCAGCAAGAGCCUGCACUUCUCCCCUGUCUCCAUCACUUGUCCAAUGGGAGAUCUGGACAAGUCACUUCUGUUCCCUUGGCUGUGAAAGGAAGGGCUCAGUCUCCCUCUCAUCUCCCUCUGACGGGCAGCCUGGCUUGGGCCUCAAGGUCCUCACCCCGGAAGACCUCGAAGGCUCCUUCUAGCUCUAGAUCCGCCAUAUCUCCGUGAGCCAUUGGGGGCAGGAGGGAGAGACAGACUUGGACUUCAAAUGCCUCGAUUUGAGUCUUGGCUCUGACAGUGACUAGCUGUUUCACCAGUCUGCCUCAGUUUCGACAGCAAAAUGGCGAUAACAGCAA